UGGUUUCUCCAAUAGGAUGGGUAUAACAGGGCUGCUCCCAUUCCUCUCCAACAUCCACAAGAAAGUGCACGUAGGUCAGUAUGCUGGGCGGUGUGUGGCUGUUGAUACCUCCUGCUGGUUACAUCGCGGUGCUUUCUCCUGUGCUUUCGAGCUUGCUACAGGACAACCCACGACAAGGUAUGUGAACUACAUAGCGAAGCGUAUAAAACUACUGCUAUAUAACAAGGUGUACCCUGUGAUGGUGUUUGAUGGCUGUAACACUCCCUCCAAGAAGAAUACCAAUGAAAAGAGAAGGGAUGUAAGACAGGCUAACAGAGAGAAAGGAAAGAAGUUGCUUGCGGAGGGAAACAAGAGCGGGGCAGUGGACAUGUUCCAAAAAGCUAUCAGCAUCACUAACGAUAUGGUUGUUGAGGUAAUAAAGGAAUGUAGCGCGAUGAAUGUCCCUGUUAUUGUAGCACCGUAUGAAGCCGAUGCUCAGAUUACUUAUCUCGUUAAAUCUGGGGUUGUUGAUUUCGCUAUUACAGAGGAUUCCGAUCUUCUACCUUUCGGUUGCCAGAAAGUCCUUUUUAAGAUGGACGAGCAAGGGUACGGUAUUGAGAUAGACUUGUCCGACCUGGGCAAGUCAACUGAUGAACCUAGAUUCGAUGGAUGGUCUAUCGAAAAGUUCAGACAAAUGUGCAUCAUAUCUGGAUGUGAUUACUUGGACCGACUUCCCAAAUGUGGGCUAAAGACAGUUCACAAGCAGUUUAGGAAGUUUAAAAACGUCGACAAGGGAAUAAAAGCUUUUAUCUCGAAUCAUAACAUGAAAAACGUUGGCAGUAUCGAUACAAAGGAGUAUUAUGAGAGGUUUUUAGAGGCAGAUCAGGCGUUCAAACACCACCUGGUAUUCGACCCUGCCAGCCAGACAGUUAAACCCCUUAACCCUCUACCUGCCCACCUGGAUGUAGCAGACCUUCCUUUUCUUGGGGAAGUAUUUGAAAAGGAACGAGGAAUCCAGCAUGCGAGUGGGAAUAUCAACCCUCAAACAGGACAAUCAGUGGGCUCCUUUCCCAGACAGCACGCUAAAGUAGUCCGGACUUGUGACCAGUGGAGGGAAUCUAAGGGGAAGAUAGGGUCCGAUACUCCGACAACAGGAGCUGCUAGCAAGGACUGGGGAACCAAGUCUAGUGAUUGGGGAUCUGCUGUUUCUGUUAAGGAACGUCCACUUAAACCUAAACCGGAGCCCUCUCUAACUUCUUGGUCUCCUACUAAGUCUCGGACAUCCUCAAAUACCCCAACAAGCACGACUUUGAAGCCGGCCAAGAGGAAUUCUAACACUCCGCAGAUUACUAAUAUGUCGCUAACUGAGGGUGAGGAGGAUACGCUAGUUAAGAUCUACGGUUCAGGCAAGCGGAGGAAGAUAAUUCCUGCAACCACUCAACAGAAGAGCUGCUAUUUUCGUGGAGACCAACCUGAGAAACCAAACAAAGCAUCCCCUGAAAGUCGAAGUCUUGACUCUCAAGCAGACACAACCUGUAGUAAUUCAGAGAGAAGUCUUUUCUUUGCUACUAAAGAAGAGGUAGACAGUGGAAAUAACCCGUUUAAGAAAACUUUCUUAAAAAAACUGUCAGAUUCAAAAGAAAACAUCCCCAUCUCAACUGCGAAUUCCCCGAAAAAAUUCCAGAGUGUUUUCACUCAACCAAGUCACGUGGUGACCUCCCAUUCCUCCGCAAUCAAUCUAGAAAAAACAGUCUCUCAGAAAUUGUUUGACGGACCGGAGGAGUACGUCAAGUCUGAUUCGCAGGAAAAUCUAUGUAAAAUACCGUCCCCAAUAAAACCCGCCCCCAGAACACUUGGUCUCUUCCGUAAACCCUCGCAGUCUUCCAUCUCGGAGGAUAGACCCGCCCAAACCAGUUCCAAUAAGUGGAUCAGUACUCAAUCUCAGAGCAGCCAAAAGUCUAAAAAGGUGCUAGGAUCGGGUAGUAAGAAACAUCCUGUUAAAAUUGGACUCAUGCCAACUCCUCAAUCGAAAAAACAAAGGACUUUAAACUGUUUUGUGAAGACGAAUACUGCUUCUCCUGAUACGAGCGGUGAAACUAAAAGUAAAUACUUUUAGAGGUGAGUAAUGUAAUUGUAAAAUGUUUUGGCGGGCUUUUUAAAUUUCCAUUUUAUUUUCUUAUUUUAAUUAUCGAAUAAAUUUGUUACUUAUCCUAUGUUAGGCAAUACUUUUUUCCUGACCGUAUAUUUUGCAUUUAUAGAACAAAUUAUUUUUAAUCAUGUAUGCGAAUUUUUAAAUAUCUAGAUUGACUUACCAAGCAAUACCA
Bolinopsis microptera is the source of this 2303-nucleotide messenger RNA. RefSeq names its product exonuclease 1-like. Bases 17 to 2095 code for a protein of 692 amino acids. The record is from RefSeq and is a predicted model, not a curated record. The transcript is spliced from 10 exons. Gene Ontology annotation, cellular component: nucleus. Gene Ontology annotation, molecular function: metal ion binding; 5'-3' DNA exonuclease activity; DNA binding. NCBI's taxonomy places the organism in Eukaryota, Metazoa, Ctenophora, Tentaculata, Lobata, Bolinopsidae. Gene Ontology annotation, biological process: DNA recombination; mismatch repair.